Papaver somniferum (opium poppy) is the source of this 1017-nucleotide messenger RNA. RefSeq lists its product as uncharacterized. The transcript has a single exon. NCBI's taxonomy places the organism in Eukaryota, Viridiplantae, Streptophyta, Magnoliopsida, Ranunculales, Papaveraceae. The coding region runs from base 1 to 1017 and encodes 338 amino acids. The record is from RefSeq and is a predicted model, not a curated record.
AUGUCAUCUGAUGAGAACAAGAAAUGGAUGAAGUGUGACCGUAAGUCUGGUGAAUACAUACAAGGUGUGAGGUCAUUUAUACAGUUUGCCAAGAAUAAUGGUGGUGGGAGGGUUUUAUUUUCAUGUCCUUGUCGAAAUUGUAUGAAUGGUAAAGGUUCAGUUUCACUUAGUGAGAUAUCAUUGCAUUUGCUCAAAUAUGGUAUUUGUUUGACGUAUACAACAUGGCGUCAUCAUGGUGAAAGUUCAGUAGAAGCACGGUCAAGACAUAGGGAUAACACUACAGCAGGUAUGGAUGGGAAUGUUAUAGUAGGUGUGGAUGUGGAUGGGGAUGUUACAUCUGCUAUGGAUAUGGAUGUGAAUGUCACAGGAGGAGUUGAUGUGGAUGAGAAUGUUACAGCAGGUGUGGAUGUGGAUGAGAAUGUUACAACAAAUUUGGAUGUGGAUGAGAAUGUUGGGACCAAGGGGUGUUGUAAGAAAAAGUUAUCAGCGGCCGAGCGAGCAAGAGUAUCAUUGUAUCCUUCGUGUCCUAAAGGAAAGUCGGCGUUGUACGUAGCGAUAAUGGUGAACAACAUAAAGACUCAGUAUGCGAUUUCAGAUAAUGGUAUGACUGCAAUGUUAGAAUUGAUAAAAGAGUUGCUUCCCGAAGAAAACAUCCUGCCAAGUAAGUUUCCAGAUGUCAAGAAGAUAAUUCAAGAGUUGGGGAUGGAUUAUGUAACCUACGAUGCUUGCAUGAAUGAUUGUAUACUCUAUUGGAAGGAUAAGAGUUCAUUGCUGAAGUGCCCUGUAUGUCAAGAACCGCGGUAUGUAAGAGUUUUCAAUGAUGAGAGAAAACUUACUCAAGUUGCGCAGAAGACGUUGAGACACUUUCCAAUAAUUGCAAGGCUGCAAAGAUUUUAUAGUAUACCAUGGAUAGCAAAGGCGAUGCUUUGGCAUUUUAGAGCACAGAAAGAUAUCAAUGUAAUGCGUCAUCCCGUUGAUUCUUCAGCUUGGCGUUGUGCGGAUAGUUUUUGUCCAUAG